AUGAACCAAGCCAAGCAGCUACAAAUCUGGAAGGAGAGCAAACCACAGUCUGGUGCUGCAGAUGGGGGACAUCCACAGUCUUUGCUAGAAGAAGGCAUGCCCGAGGGAGGAAAUGUCCUCCCAUGCGGCACAGCAGUGCCCGGACAGCCAGGGUGUGGCCGGCAGGAGCAGGGCAGUGACCGUCCCCCUGUGCUCAGCACUGCUGAGGCCGCAUCUCAAGGGCUGUGUCAAGUUUUGGGCCUCUUAUUCAGGAAUGACACUGAGAAACUGGAACUAGUCCAGAGAAGGGCAAUGGAGCUGGAGAAAGGUUUGCAGAACAAGUCCUGUGAGGUGUGGCUGAGGGAGCUGGGGGUGUUUAACCUGGAGAAAAGGAAUCUCGUGGGAGACCUCAUCACUCUCUGCAACUGCCUGACAGGAGGGUACAGCCAGGUUGGGGUUGGCCUCUUCUCCCGGGCAACAGGUCAUAGGACAGGAGGACAUAGCCUCGAGCUGCCUCAGGGCAGGUUUAGGUUGGACAAUCUCUUCACAGAAAGGGUGAUUAGACAUUGGAAUGGGCUGCCCAGCGUGGCAGUGGAAUUACUUUCCCUGGAGGUGUUUAAGGAAAGACUGGACGUGGCACUCAGUGGCGUGAUCUUGUUGACAUGGCCACAUUCAGCCGCAGCUGUUCCCGCCGCCGCCGCCUCAGCGUCUCUUGUGUCACGCCUGCCUCCCUCUCCCGCAGGGACCAAACACCCCAGGGCAUCACGCCCGGCUGCCUUUCCCUUGGGAGAGACCCCAGCGAGGGGCUCCUCUGCCUGGGGACUGGCUGAGGAGACCGCUGCUCUAACACAAUACGGCAGCGCAGCCGCGGAAUCACAUCUGUCUCUAGAGGGGGGCAGACGGCUCUCCGCGGGCCCGGGGCAGGUUCUGCCGUGCGCGUAG
Messenger RNA from Agelaius phoeniceus (red-winged blackbird), 921 nucleotides. The record is from RefSeq and is a predicted model, not a curated record. Lineage: Eukaryota; Metazoa; Chordata; Aves; Passeriformes; Icteridae.